This is a messenger RNA of Esox lucius (northern pike), 1584 nucleotides long. RefSeq names its product mitochondrial fission factor homolog A. Bases 319 to 1176 code for a protein of 285 amino acids. Gene Ontology annotation, cellular component: mitochondrial outer membrane; peroxisome. The record is from RefSeq and is a predicted model, not a curated record. Gene Ontology annotation, biological process: positive regulation of mitochondrial fission. The transcript has 7 exons. NCBI's taxonomy places the organism in Eukaryota, Metazoa, Chordata, Actinopteri, Esociformes, Esocidae.
GGUGUUCAGAAUAAUCCCCCAGUAUCGGUCUCUGUUUUUGUUUCUAAUGUUGUUCACCGCACACACGUCUUUUUUCGUCACCUACUGCAAUGUCAAAAUCCGAGCUAUCACGAUGCGUUUAGUUUACCGGUACUACAAUUAAUAAAUGCAGCUACCUAACAUUCUGACACUGCAUGACUGUCGCCUGCUUAUAUCGACUAUACGGCCAUGCGUUUGGUUGAUGACCCGCACACAGGAUUUUAUUGCAUUUUAUCAUUGAGCUAAUAUAGUAGUUAUACGAAUCUGGAGUUCAAGGAAGCAGUACAACAUACGGGCCUGAUGAGUGGGGCAACCUUCCCCUCUUCUGAGGAGGCCGAGAUGAAUCGUCUCCACUAUCAGCUGGAGUACACGGAGGGCAUAAGCCAGCGAAUGCGCAUCCCCGACACACUCAAAGUGGCCCCCGAAAACCAACACGGCCUUGUUUCCCAGCAGCCCCCGGCCCCUCAGAUGAUGCAGGUGCCAGAGAGGAUUGUUAUAGCAGGGGAUGAAGCAGGGGACCGGUACUCCCGGCCCAGAGACCUGGACCUGAUCCAGUCGACUCCUCCCGUGGACCUGCUGGACAUGAAGGCUCCGCCACGCGUCCUCACCCUCAACGAACAGCCCCUGGACUCUCUGGAGACAGACACGGCCCCCUCGCCACAGCCCCGUGGCAACCAGGCGGUCCACUCCCAGCCGCGGUCACGGAGGGAACGAACUGUGAGUGAUAACUUGCUCGUCCGCCAGAGUGGCCCGGCCGGCAGAAGCGACGUGAGUGUGACCCUGUCGCCUGUGGCCCCACCCCUUCGAGUCUGUCCUCCGCUCUGUCCUCCUGAGGAUGUGAUGGGUCUGCAGUACAGUGCCACCGGAGUCCUCUCCUACAUCCAGUGCACCACGCGCCGGGCCUACCAGCAGGUCCUCGAGGUCAUGGAGGUCGACAACCACCGCAGGGCUGCUCACUUGGCCAUCGACCUGGACAUGACCCCUGAUGAUUCAGGAUUAGUGGACGCCUCGUCACUACGGCGACAGAUUGUGAAGCUGAACCGUCGUCUUCAGCUACUUGAGGAGGAGAACAAGGAGCGCUCUAAGCGGGAGGUGAUCAUCUACUCUGCCACAGUGGCGUUCUGGCUCAUCAACACCUGGAUCUGGUUCCGACGUUAAAUCCACAUGGAACCUGGGAUCGGGGAACCCGUGCUGCUUCCUCCAGCGUCGCUACAAACUGUUCAUAUCAUUUCUAAGUCUAGAGUUGCCAUAUAAUUUGUCCUGAAUGUCCUAAUCCUACCUUAACCUUUCUAAAACCAGAAUUAUCUCAUUUUUAAAGAAUCUGAAUUUCUAUGUUUUGAAUAGGGGGGGGGGGGAUCAUGUGUCAAAAGGUGUUUUUAUUUUGUGCAUUCUGUUUGAAGCAAACAAUUUUAAAGUUUUAGCUUGAAAAAAAAAGCCCAAUUUCAUUGCACUUAUGAAAUGUUUUUGCAGCAGAAUUGACGGGCUGAAUGUAAAAUCUAUGACCAUCCUAUGACAUCAGGGUUAUGUUAUGCACUGUUAGUGUCAUGUUAUGCACUGUUAGUGUUA